This is a messenger RNA of Owenia fusiformis, 805 nucleotides long. The record is from the annotation of a GenBank genome assembly. Lineage: Eukaryota; Metazoa; Annelida; Polychaeta; Sabellida; Oweniidae.
UGCAUCCUCCCGGAAGUAGUGCUUAGAAAAAUUCCCAAUAAUUUAUUUACUUGAAAUCAUGUUUAAUCGCAUUAAAUGUGCAUCAAACCUUGCAAAACAAAAGUGUAUGCAACAUGAGAAUAUAGAAACUGGAUUGCCAUGGGUUGUGAGUCAAUCGAUACGACAUAGAAUGUGGAGAACUGCACCUAAAAAUAAAAGCAAGAUAUUUUAUGUGCCAGAACCAAAGCAUGAAGAUCCAGAGGAGCAUGAAGAACUCAAAGCCAGAUACAGGGUGUAUAGAGCAACAAUGAAAGCAAUUCGGUCUAAAUUCUACAAGGAUAACCAGGUAUUUAUGGAGACUAUGACUGCAGGCAAAUCUGAUGAAGAUAUUGCUACAGAGGAUAGAGAACAUAUUGAAAACCUGGAGAUAAAUGACAAAUGGAAUCAAGCAAUAGCACUUGAAAGAAAAGCAUUUGAGGAACAAAGGAGAUUAAAGGAAGAAAGAAAAAAAUUGCUGUAUCUUUAUAAUGAGGAGAAAAAGAGGCUAAAGCGACAGCAGCGAGCUGAGGAGAUUGUUCAGAGAGAAAUGGAAGCCUCCAAGACAUUUAUCACAAAAGAAAAUCUUGAUAGUGUGAUAGAGCAGGCCCUUAACAGUAAACAAGACUAUAACUUUGCCAUUGAUCCCCAAGGCCAGAGAAUAGGCCAGGGCUCAGAAAUGGAAGGCGAAAAUAAAGGAAAACCACAUAGCUUGAAAGACCUGGAGGAUUUCGAUAGAAACAAACAAGAAUGGGAAAAGGACUUUGCCCAUGCUCCAAGGAAGUUAUAA